This is a messenger RNA of Syngnathoides biaculeatus (alligator pipefish), 453 nucleotides long. Its product is annotated as cocaine- and amphetamine-regulated transcript protein-like. The transcript has 3 exons. The coding region runs from base 1 to 453 and encodes 150 amino acids. Gene Ontology annotation, biological process: G protein-coupled receptor signaling pathway; cellular response to starvation; positive regulation of MAPK cascade. The record is from RefSeq and is a predicted model, not a curated record. Gene Ontology annotation, molecular function: neuropeptide hormone activity. Lineage: Eukaryota; Metazoa; Chordata; Actinopteri; Syngnathiformes; Syngnathidae.
AUGGGGUUCACCAAAGGUCAUCGCCUGCAUCAAUAUUUCAGCGGCUUGCUGAUGUCAGAGGCCCCGAUAAAGAGCGAAGAGGGGGGGGGGGUGGACGGGGCUCGCAAACCUCGUCACUUGCCUGCCAACGCCAUGUUUUGCACCCGGGCCUUCCUCCUCCUCGCCGCCGCCGCCUUCCUGUGCGCCGUGUCCGCCGCCGACGAGGCCUCCACGGAGACGCGCUCGCUGGAUUUCACGCUCAAAAGCCAACAGGAGAAAGAGCUGAUCGACGCCUUGCAAGAAGUCUUGGAGAAGCUGAGGAGCAAAGAAAUACCGUCUGAGAAAAAACUGGGCUGGCUGCCCUCCUGCGACGCCGGGGAGCCAUGCGCCGUCCGCAAAGGGUCCCGCAUCGGCACACUGUGCAGCUGUCCCCGGGGCACUUUCUGUAAUUUUUAUGUCCUCAAGUGCUUGUGA